AGGAAAGCAAAACUCAGCGGCGGGGCGGGGACAGCGGUUGGUUGAAAAGGAUGAGCGGGGAGGACGCUCGGCAGGCUGAUCGCGAAGGAGGGAGCCGAGGCGACCUGGAGGGAUCCGAUGCCCGCGAAAAAAGAAAGCAUUCAGUCAUCUGGGGAAAGUUGUAGAUCAGAGGUGGAGAACGAUUCACAAUUUGUGGACUUCAACUCCAGAAUUCCUGAGCCAGCCAUUGUUCUCCAUCCCUAUUGUAAAACAUUGCAAACCUUCAUGGGUCAGAAAUCUGGGCAUCCCAAGGAAAAAAGGUCUCCCAAGCUGUAUGGUUAUCAGAUUUUAGUAUCAGAAGAAGAAGAAGAAAGCAACGAGAAAGAAAAUAACAAGGAGUUGGAAAAGUUUAGCAAGCAGUUGGAUGAAAUCCUUGGAAUGGCAGACUCAAGAAAUGGUGCUGUUGGCUUAUACAACAUUGGAUUGAGUUGCUGCCUCAACUCCUUGCUUCAGAGCUUCUUAAUGAACAGAUACUUCACUUCGAUACUCCGGAGGAUCAAUGUACCACAUGGAAGAGCAGAACAGAAUGCCAGCGUCCCUUAUCAAAUGCUUCUGCUGUUGGAAAGCAUGCAGCGGGCCAAGGGGAAGCCUGUGCGCCCUUUCGACCUUAUCUGCUGCCUUUCUGGUCAUGGUGUGAGAUUGUUCGUUCUCCACGAUGCUUCAGAAGUCUAUUACAAAAUUUGGAACCUACUUAAAAGCCAAAUCACAGACACAGACCUGGUUGAAAGAUUGACUCAUCUGUAUAUCAUCCGUUUGCAAGAAUUCCUGGUGUGCCAGAAAUGUUCCCAUGAAAUAAAGAUAGACAGUAAUCAGCUAAUGCUUCAUCUUCCAAUGUUUGAUUUUGAUUCUCAUCCGAUUACUAACUUGGAAAAUUCACUCCGCUGCUUUUUCAGACCAGAGCAAUUAACUAAAGAAAAUAUGUGCCACUGUGAGAAGUGUAACAAGGAAACAUCCUGUACGCGGAGGAAGAAAAUAAUGUAUUUGCCACGCAUGUUGACCCUGCAUCUCGUUCGUUUCCGUUCCCAAGGCGGCAAGAGAACUAAGAAAGUCACGCAUCGCUUGGCUUUUCCAUCAGAGCUAGAUUUCAGCCAGAUCUUGCCCCCGGAACAGUACCAACCAGAUUCUAAAAAGAAGAAUGAUGGGUUGUAUGAUCUCUUUGCGGUGAUUGCCCACUCGGGACCAGCUGACUUUGGUCAUUACUGUGCCUAUAUCUGGAGUCUCACCGAAAACAAGUGGUAUUGCUUCAACGAUUCCAGUGUUUGUAAGGUAUCCUGGGAUGAUAUCAGAUGCACUUACGGAAGGCAGUCUCUCUGUUGGGGUGAAACUGCCUACCUUCUGGUUUACAUGAGAAGAAAUAGCACAUCGCUCUGAAGAUGAGAAGGCAUUUGGACUGGGACUUAUUUCUACCUUUCCCUUUUAAAAGACAAUUUGAAACAAGAUGAAGAAAGCAUUCAAGGUUGGAGAAAAAGUUGAUAUCGAGAAAAUGUUUUGCUGAAACAAGAAGAGACUAUCUACAGUUGCUUCAUCUUGGUCACAAAAUGCCAACAAAUGACAUUUGACUGAAAGGAUAUCCAGGUAUACUUGAUGUCUUGGCUUUUCUUCCUGCUAAUGCAAAGGAGACAUCAUUUCUUAAGCAAGCUGGGCUAAGAAAUCUAGAACCACAUUAUUUCUAAUGGAGUAACAGCAGAGGGCAGCCUAAGAAUUAGGCAGAGAAAUUACACACAAACACACACCUACACCUACACCUAUUUAGUGUAAAAGAGCUUUAGAAAUGUAUUGCAUGGGACAAUAGAAUUUUGACUAAAUUUUCUUGGGUAGAAUGGGGUGUUCUUGCACGUAUCCAAUAUCAGAUGAUGUCAUUUUCUUUCUAUGUAUUAAAUUUAUUUAUAUCCCA
This is a messenger RNA of Thamnophis elegans (Western terrestrial garter snake), 1933 nucleotides long. RefSeq names its product ubiquitin specific peptidase 18 (gene USP18). Gene Ontology annotation, cellular component: nucleus; cytosol. The transcript has 13 exons. Gene Ontology annotation, molecular function: cysteine-type deubiquitinase activity; cysteine-type endopeptidase activity. The record is from RefSeq and is a predicted model, not a curated record. Lineage: Eukaryota; Metazoa; Chordata; Lepidosauria; Squamata; Natricidae. Gene Ontology annotation, biological process: protein deubiquitination. The coding region runs from base 118 to 1410 and encodes 430 amino acids.